This is a messenger RNA of Boleophthalmus pectinirostris (great blue-spotted mudskipper), 2253 nucleotides long. It is a transcript of the gene nrg3b, whose product is annotated as neuregulin 3b. Gene Ontology annotation, biological process: nervous system development; animal organ development; intracellular signal transduction. Bases 1 to 2253 code for a protein of 750 amino acids. The transcript is spliced from 10 exons. Gene Ontology annotation, molecular function: chemorepellent activity. The record is from RefSeq and is a predicted model, not a curated record. NCBI's taxonomy places the organism in Eukaryota, Metazoa, Chordata, Actinopteri, Gobiiformes, Gobiidae.
AUGCCCUUGCAUCAUCCGGCCACCUGUUUGACCUCCCAUUCACUCUCCAAGACAAAAAAGCAGCAGCCACCCUCCCCUGACAGGAUGAGUGAGCGCUCGGGCACAAGCUCCCUUGUUCCCAUGACACUGGAAGAGCCAGGGGCCGAACAGGCGUCGCCAAGAGCCCAGGGGCCCCUGCGCUGUGGCCCCUGUGCAGUGUGGCCCCGGCAGCAGACCUGGCUGUGUGCUGUCCCCCUCGUCAUGGGCUUUGUAGGACUGGGACUAAGCCUGAUGCUCCUCAAGUGGAUUGUGGUUGGUUCGGUGCAGGAUUAUGUGCCCACUGACUUGGUGGAUGCUAAAGGUAGCAUUGGACAGGACCCUAUAUUCCUCUCCAAACCCAGUGCCAUGCCUAAGGGCCAAGACAUUCCUGCCACAACCACUACAUCCGCGGCCUCUACCACCGCUCUCCUUUCUACUACCACACUGCUACCCGCCGAUGGCACCGCCCCCGCGCCAAGAACUCGAUCGGGGCCCCCUGCCAACCACUCGGCCAAUGGGAGCUCUCUGGGGGGUGAGGCCAACCGCGCCCCUCACCUUCACAACCGCGUGGGCACCCGUAUUAUCGGAACUGCGGUCACCGUCUCGACCACGCGGGCUACCCGUCUAACACCGCCCCCCAGCGCCAAGGAGGUCACCCCGAGAAACGCCGUACGCAAAGGGAUCGGGAGUAACGGACGUAACGGACAUGUCAACUCCAAACCUGGGCAGACUUCGACCAUCACCUCCACGUCGUCGUCCACUGUCACCCCUGCGGUCAAAAGCACUGCCAAGGGACCAUCACCCACCUCCCAGCCCGCGGUCCCAUUCAAGCCCACCACCCGCUGGAAUCAUGGGCGCCCAGGUAAAGGCCCCGCCACGCGCCCGCACCACCGCUACAGAACUCCCGUGGCUCCGACUCUCCCCAGUAUCCGCUCUGAGGUGUUCAAACCCUGCGUAGAAGACAAAGAUCUGGCUUUCUGUUUGAACGAGGGCGAGUGCUCCAUCAUCGAGACCGUAGCUGGAGUACACAGACACUGCAGGUGUAAAGAAGGAUACCACGGACUGCGCUGUGACCAGUUUGUCCCCAAGACGGACGCUAUCUUGUCUGAUCCAACGGACGAACUUGGCAUAGAGUUCAUGGAGAGCGGGGACACGUACCAGAGGCAGGUGCUGUCCAUCUUCUCCAUCGCCUCGGGGAUCGGCCUGCUCGGAGUGGCAUGUAUGGCCCUGUACCGCCGCAACAAGAGACACAGAGAGAAGCUCCAGGCACAUUUCUCGGACAGUCGCAGCCUAAGGGAGUGUAACGUGAACGCCUCAGCCCUCAUGUCCAAGUCCACUAAACUACAGUACCACCAGCCACUGCAAAAAGGGUGUUCUGCUGAUGGUGAGUUUCCCAGUGUGCAUGGAGCCAGCGUGAAGGCCGGGGACACAGGGGCAUCUCCUCCAGCUCUCCUCAGCAGAGCCCUGUCCAAAGGCAAACACUUCAGGAGCAGCUCUUUGUCUCUGAGUCCGGCCCAGCAGCGCAAAGAGAGCAGUGACUUCAGCACCCCACCUGUACCGAGAGGGAGGCACAAACUAUCGAGCGGGCUGAUGGAGGGUGCGAGGGUGACAGGGACCAGCUACAGGCAUCUACAAGAGGACAACGCCGCUGAUAUGGAGUCUGUGAGGAGGUGUGAAGGCUCAGCUGGUGGACGGGUUGGCACUCUCCUCAGCAGGACCUCACUUUCUCACUUCUCCAUUCGCAAGGGCUGGACCGAAGUACCCUGCACCCACCUUGACCGUGCUGGCAUCUUUCUCCCCCCCUCACUGCGCACCCGCUCCGUUCCCAUCAUCCCCUCUCUCCAGGCGGGUGACCCAAACCAGGCGCAGAACCCGGUUGGCACGACAUCAUCGACUGCUAUCACCGACACCAACUCCCCUUCAGCUCCUUAUGAGACAGUUGUACUCGGGUCUAGCGCUAACUCUGCAAGGCAAGUUUGCGGCACCAUGACAACAGGGUCGGCCAUGGAACUCAGGCGGGAUUUGGACGAGGCAAACGUGGACGCUCACAAUGAGACUGGGAAAAAGGAGAUGCAAAACACAGGCUUGAAGGAGACAGGCCAAAGAGGAGUCCAGGAACUGUGCCAAGGUCAGACAAACCUGGAGUCUGGAAGUGCAAACUGUUCCUUGGAAGCGACCGCCGUUCCCAGCUGCCGAGCGGCUGGUAGUGGGCACGCCAGGCCUUCCGCGAGCUGA